Molecule: messenger RNA, 1665 nt
Organism: Cucurbita maxima (winter squash)
Lineage: Eukaryota; Viridiplantae; Streptophyta; Magnoliopsida; Cucurbitales; Cucurbitaceae
Product: O-acyltransferase WSD1-like
Exons: 6
Coding region: 247-1641 (464 amino acids)
Biological process (GO): triglyceride biosynthetic process
Cellular component (GO): plasma membrane
Molecular function (GO): long-chain-alcohol O-fatty-acyltransferase activity; diacylglycerol O-acyltransferase activity
Source: RefSeq, a predicted model, not a curated record
AGGACAGCGUUUCCUCUCCCCAGCAUGCGUCUUCGCCUUUCCUUUCUUAUGCCUGUCUGCAUCCACUCUUCUUCUGUUCUGCUCUGACGCUGACAUCUCGCAGCGCUAAGAAUCGUCCACUUCCUCGAAUCAUUUCUCUGUCUCCACGAAUUGUCAUUUUCCACGAAGAUGAACUGAUGAACUGCCUUCUUCAUCUUCGAUUCGAGUAGAGCCUCUCCGAUUCUUUGUGGUUUUGCAUCGUAUAGGAUGGAUUCGUCCACGUUCGAGACGGAUGAACCACUGACGCCGGCCGGACGACUCUUUCUCCGUCCUGAAAUUAACCAGAUUAUUCACUGCGUUAUCGGAGUGCGGGACUCGAUUGAUGUCGAUUCGGUUAAAUCUCAAAUCGCUGGUUCCGUAAUGGUUCAGCAUCCUAGGUUUUCGAGUCUUCUUGUUCGUGACCGGAAUGGAGUUGAGUACUGGCGGAGGACUUCUAUUGAAGUCGACCGUCACGUCAUUGUUGUUGCUGAACCUGUAUUGGACGAUGGAGCCAGCGAUGAGAAGGCGGUGAAUGAGUAUUUGGCUGAUUUAGCGAUUAAUUCGUCGAUGGAUGCCGAUAAGCCUCUUUGGGAGAUCCACUUGCUUUUGGCGCACAAGUGCGCGAUCUUCCGAAUCCACCACGCGCUUGGCGACGGGAUCUCGUUGAUGUCGAUGUUCUUGACGUGUUGCCGACGGGCAGACGAUCCGAAUGCUCUGCCGACGAUCGUUUUGGAUUCGAGGCCAGCGAGGAAAACCAGGCGGUGGAGGUGGGCGGAGGAAAUUCCGAAAAUGUUGUUGGCGGUGUGGUUUAACUUCCUAUUUGUGGCGGAGUUUAUACUUAGGGCUCUGUGGGUUUCUGACCGGAAAUCGCCGAUCUCCGGCGGGGAUGGGGUGGAGCUCUGGCCGAGGAAAAUGGCGACGGCGAAAUUCGCGGUGGAGGAUAUGAAAGCGGUGAAGAAAGCGGUUGCCAACGUGACAAUGAAUGAUGUUCUUUUCAGCGUGAUCGGAGCAGGCUUAUCGAGGUACUUGGAGCAUAGGCAACCCAAGGGUUUGAAAGAAGGGCUUCAGUUAACCGGAGUAGCUAUGGUUAACCUUAGAGAACAACGGGGAUUACAGGAAUUAACUCAAAUGAUGAAAGGAAAUAGGGGAUUUGGAUGGGGUAAUAAGUUAGGGAUUCUUCUCCUUCCCGUGAACUACGAGAAGAAAACACUUGAUCCUCUUCAAUGUGUCGUGAGAACAAAGAAGAUGCUUGACCGAAAAAAACGUAGUUUUGAAGCUCAUUUUUCGUAUGGAGUUGGCAAGCUCAUAAUGUCAUAUUUGGGACCAAAAGUAGCUUGCAUCCUUAAUUAUAGGAUUGUUUGCAAUACAAGUUUCACCAUCUCCAAUGUGAUUGGCCCAAGAGAAGAGAUUACCAUCGGAGGCAAUCCCAUUACAUACAUUAGAAGCACUUCAACAAGCUUGCCCCAUACAAUAACGAUGCAUAUGGUGAGCUAUGCUGGAAGAGCUGAAAUGCAAAUUCUAGUGGCCAAAGAUAUCAUUCCCGAUCCUGAAUUUCUUGCUGAAUGCCUUGAGAAUGCCUUGCUCGAAAUGAAAACAGCAGCGACAAUAUUCCAGACCAAAUAGUGUAUGAUAGUUGACUAUUGACUA